This is a messenger RNA of Anoplopoma fimbria (sablefish), 764 nucleotides long. RefSeq names its product CTD nuclear envelope phosphatase 1 regulatory subunit 1 (gene cnep1r1). NCBI's taxonomy places the organism in Eukaryota, Metazoa, Chordata, Actinopteri, Perciformes, Anoplopomatidae. The record is from RefSeq and is a predicted model, not a curated record. The transcript has 6 exons. Bases 63 to 440 code for a protein of 125 amino acids. Gene Ontology annotation, cellular component: cytoplasm; Nem1-Spo7 phosphatase complex.
UAAAACAACGGCACACUUGACGGCAGUCGCCCAACAGCAGGCUGCUGGGACAAGGCUCAGAUAUGAACUCCCUGGAACAGGCCGAAGACCUGAAGGCUUUUGAGAGGAGACUGACUGAGUAUGUCUCCUGUUUGCAGCCUGCAACAGGCAGGUGGAGAAUGAUUCUGAUAGUGGUGUCUGUUUGUACGGCUACUGGGGCUUGGAACUGGUUGAUAGACCCAGACACACAGAAGGUCUCUUUCUUUUCGUCACUGUGGAAUCAUCCCUUCUUCACCAUCAGCUGCAUCACUCUUAUAGCUCUCUUCUUUGCUGGGAUACACAAACGAGUUGUGGCACCAUCAAUUAUUGCUGCCCGAUGUCGGACAGUUUUAGCAGAAUACAACAUGUCCUGUGACGAUACGGGGAAACUUAUUCUCAAGCCUCGACCGAACAUCCAGUAACCCGCAAGCUUGAGUGGAGCGGUCAGAUGUACCUGGUCUUUGCUGAUAGCCACGGAUCAAUCUUGAGUCCUUUGGGUGGUUCUGAGCAGCACCCGAGGGAGACAUCACUGAGGCAGACAUUGUCAUCAUAGUGGAAAUGCCUUUGAAAGAAAGAAGAAAUGAACUAAUAGGGUCUUUUAACUGUGUCACUGUGCUGAUGUCAUGAUUGAAGAUAAGAGCUCAGAUGUGUUUAUUUCGGUUUCUGAUGUUGAGCAUGUAUUUUAACUCAAAUGUUUCUAUUUUUUAAAAUGAUUUACUUAAUAAAUACUUAAGUUGAAAAAUCAA